Molecule: messenger RNA, 732 nt
Organism: Triticum dicoccoides
Lineage: Eukaryota; Viridiplantae; Streptophyta; Magnoliopsida; Poales; Poaceae
Product: probable calcium-binding protein CML31
Exons: 1
Coding region: 111-569 (152 amino acids)
Molecular function (GO): calcium ion binding
Source: RefSeq, a predicted model, not a curated record
UCUGUAGCAAAGCAGAGGAUCUAGGAAGCACAAGCAGGAUCGACCAAACACAAACAGCGUCUAGUUCACCGGUUAGUCAGCCCGACCGAUCGACCGAUCAUCCGGCAAGAAUGGUUGCGACAAAGUCGGGCGAGCUGAGGGCGCUAUUCGCGUCGCUGGACCAGAACGGCGACGGCCGGGUCUCGGCGGCGGAGCUGCGGGGAUGCAUGCGGGCAACUCUGGGCGAGGACGUGCCGGCGGAGGAGGCUGAGGCGCUGGUGGCGUCGGCGGACGCGAACGGGGACGGCCUGCUGUGCGAGGCUGAGUUCCUCGAGCUGGCGCAGCAGGCGGCCUGGGCGGGCCACGCGGGGGAGGAGGACGAUGAGCUGAGGAUCCGGGCACUGAGGGAGGCGUUCGGGAUGUAUGAGAUGGAGGGGCAGGGGUGCAUCACGCCGGCCAGCCUCGGGCGGAUGCUCGGCAGGCUCGGCGCUGAGCAGGGUGCCGUCGAGUGCCGCGCCAUGAUUUGCCGGUUCGACCUCGACGGUGAUGGCGUGCUCAGCUUCGACGAGUUCAAGAUCAUGAUGAGCUAGCUACCUAGCGCCAGGAUCCAACCAUAUACUCCUAGUUUCGUCUUGCAUAUAACUAACUUCACUCAUUUGUUCGUUCAAUCAUUCAUUCAUUCAUUCGAUUGUUAUACUGUCCUAAUACAAAGUUUUAAUGGUGAUGCACAAACAGUAAUUGAUCUAUGUGAAU